AUGAACAAAUUGCCAGUUAAUGAUGCGUUGGAUGAUAUUGAAGUAGAGGCAUUUGAUUUUAUUUGGGAAGAAUGGGAAGAAUAUAAAGGAGAUAUUCCAUUAUGGCAACACAUAUUUUGUGGUAGCAUUGCAGGGAUUAUGGAGCAUGUAUUUAUGUACCCCCUAGAUACUCUUAAAACUUAUAUUCAAACAAAUGGUUGUAUAAAAGAUAAAAGUUGUUUUGAAACAUGUAAUAUAUAUAAUGGUGAAAAUAACAAUAAGGUAAAUUUAAAAGAAGCCAAUGGUAAUAACAUUAUGUAUACUGACAAAAGAAAAUUUUGUAGUUCCUCAAUGGGUUGUAACAAUUGUAUAUAUAAUACAUCAUGUAAUUAUAAUGCUAUUUAUAAUAUGAAGCCAUUUGGUAACUUUAAUAAGAAACAAGCUAGAGAUAUAAAUACAUAUAAUAAAGUAAAAAUAAGAAAAAAAAUAGAUAUUAAUAAUGGGUUUAACAAUCUACCAAUUCGAGAAGAGAAGAUGACAUCAUGUAUGAUGAAUAAAAAAUUAAAAAAACAUACUUAUUUAAAUAAAAUAAUGAAUAAUAACAGUAAAAGUUUUAGUACAAAUUGUGAAAAUACUAACCAAAUUGGUGUUACUGAACAUAAGUAUAAAAAUUCUCUUAAUAAAUUACCAUCUACAUAUUGUGGUAAAAAUAAAAGAAUAAAAUUGUUGAUAAAUAAUAUUGAAAAUUAUGAUUGUAGUAAAUAUUGUGGAGGCUUGGUUGAAGAAAAAAGUGGAUCUUCAAACCAAUUUAUGAAGAAGAGUAAUAAAAGUUUAAAAGGGUUUACAAAUAAUGAAACAUUAAAUAGUGGUAAAAUUGGAGAUUAUAAUAUAAAUAAAAAUUAUAUUCGAAAUAAAGGGAUAAACAAAUUACUAUCUAUCCAUUCUGUUAAUAAUAAUAAAGAAUUAAAAUUUAUAAAAUAUAAAAAGAUACCAUGGAAAUGUAUUAUAAAAAGAAAUCAAAUGUACAAAAAUGAAUGUAAAAGAAAUGGGUUGAAUUUUUUAAAUAGAAAUAGAAGAAUAUACCUUUUAAAAAAUGUUGAAAAGAAGAAAAAUGGAAUGAAUUUAAAUACUCGAGAUAUAUAUGUUAGCCAACUAAAAAGAAAAAGAGAAAAUAAAUUAUUAUCACAAUUUUCUCAUAAAAUUGAAGGUAUUAAAAAUCCUAAAAAUUUGAUAGGUGUAAAUAUGAAUAGUGGUGAUGUAAAUAUUUUUAAAAAUUCGAUUAAUAAUGUGAUUAAUAAAUAUUUGUCAAAUAGUACUAGCUCAAACAAUUUUGAUAUAGAAAAGGGGAAGAAAUCUUUUAAUUUUUCAAUGCGUAAUUUUAUAUACAACAAUAGUUAUAUAAAUAAAGAAAUGAAUAUGCUUAAAGAUACGCUGGUUAAAUGGUGUGGCAAUAAUAAUAUUUCUUCUUCUGCUGCUUCAACAAACCCACUUAAGCCAAGUACUUCCAAAAUAGGUGGUAACCAUUUUUUUAAUAUUUUGAAUUUCCAUAAAAAUAGUGAAAAAGGGACACUUAAUUUAUUUCCACAUAUAAUUAAAAAUAGUUUUUUAAAAAUAAAACAAGGACAAAAAAAAAAUGGAUUUAUAAAAAAUUCUGAAGGCAUAAGAAGUGGAUUUUCUUUAUUCUCAAUCAAUGAUCAUAUAAGAAAAAACAAUUUAAAUAAUUUUUCUAUAUUAAGAAAUAGUAAUAAAAUUUUAUUUAAUAAUAUAUGUUAUGUUACAAAAAAUUAUAAGCACAAUAAAAAUGAUAAAAAAAUAUAUUUGUCUAAUAUACGAAGUUACCAUAAAAAUUGUCAUAAUAUUAAUUCGAUUUAUAGUGCAUUUGAUAGCAAUUUAAAAAAUGGAAAUUUUGUAAAAAAUAUAUUUUAUGACAAAAAUAUUAACAGAAUAAAUAUAUCAACAUCUCAAAGCAGGGGAUUAAUAAAAAAUAAUGUUUCAAAUUUAUAUAAAGGUGUUAAUGUUGUAGUGUUGGGAUGUAUACCUGCACAUGCAUUAUACUUUUCGACAUUUGAAUAUUCUAAGAAAUAUUUUGCAAAUAUUGAUACAAAUAAUAGCCCUAUAAAGGUAAUGAAAAGUGAUAUUGGAAAUAAUGGGAAUGAUGAUAAAAUAAUUAAAGUUGAAUAUAAAUUAAAUGAUCUUAAUUAUUUUAGUAUAGCUAUUUGUGGAUUUCUUGCCACAAUUGCUCAUGAUUUAAUUAUUGCACCUAUCGAUACAAUAAAACAACGAGUGCAAUUAGGAAUAAAUAAAAGUUCCCUAGAUUCAAUAAAACUAAUGAAAGAAUAUGGUAUAAGAAGUUUAUAUUUAAGUUUGCCAAUAACAUUACUUAUGAAUAUACCUUAUCAAAUUAUUAUGAUAUGUGUUAACGAAAAAAUGAAGAAGCAUUAUUUUGAGUAUACAAAUGGAAUAAAUGGGACGAAGAAAAAUAAUAAUAAUAAUUUUGAAAAAAAAAAAAAUACAAAUACUGAAAAGAUAGAUCAAGAAAUUGGAUUAAUAAGUAAUUUAAAAAAUAUGAAUGAUGAUCAAAGUAACAAAUUAAUUAAGGAGCAUAUUGAAAAGGAUAUGUUUUCUAUAGGGGGUUUGAAUAUAAAUGAUGAGGGUAGAUAUAUGGAUGGAAGUGUAGAAAAUAUAGAUGGACAUGGUGGAGCAUAUCUUUGUGAGAGCAAUGGAAAUGAUUCAUUUAAAAGGUUUACUAAUAAAUCGGAAAAGGAAUCGAAUAAUUAUUCAGAAAAUUAUAAUAAUUAUAAAAAUAACAUCAAUAAAAUGAAUAACUCGUUAAAAUUUCAAAGAGAAUAUUUUAAUAAUAACAAUAAUAUGGAACUAAAAAAUGGGUAUGCCUCUAAUUACAACAAAAAUGAAUUUUUUAGUAAAUAUUUUAAUCAUAUAACAUCCUAUUUUGUAUGUGCGGGUAUUGGAGGAGGUAUAGCAGCAGUUGCAACGAAUCCCUUAGAUGUAGUAAAAACAAGAAUACAAACAGAAUGCUUUAAUUCCAAAAGUUUCAAUUUUUUUAAAAUAGUUUCAAAUAUAUAUUACAAAGAAGGUAGCCGUUCUUUUUUCAAAGGUUCGAUGGCAAGAAUGGCUUUAUGCAUACCAGCGUCAGCAAUAUCAUGGGGAACUUAUGAAACAAUGAAACAAUUUUUCAAAGUGAAUUUUAACGAUGCAUAA
This is a messenger RNA of Plasmodium vinckei vinckei, 3198 nucleotides long. RefSeq names its product mitochondrial carrier protein, putative. The record is from RefSeq and is a predicted model, not a curated record. Lineage: Eukaryota; Apicomplexa; Aconoidasida; Haemosporida; Plasmodiidae. The transcript has a single exon. Gene Ontology annotation, cellular component: mitochondrial membrane. Gene Ontology annotation, biological process: iron import into the mitochondrion. The coding region runs from base 1 to 3198 and encodes 1065 amino acids. Gene Ontology annotation, molecular function: ferrous iron transmembrane transporter activity.